Molecule: messenger RNA, 8778 nt
Organism: Cataglyphis hispanica
Lineage: Eukaryota; Metazoa; Arthropoda; Insecta; Hymenoptera; Formicidae
Product: transcription factor 12
Exons: 13
Coding region: 1497-3527 (676 amino acids)
Biological process (GO): regulation of transcription by RNA polymerase II
Cellular component (GO): transcription regulator complex
Molecular function (GO): protein dimerization activity; RNA polymerase II cis-regulatory region sequence-specific DNA binding; DNA-binding transcription factor activity, RNA polymerase II-specific
Source: RefSeq, a predicted model, not a curated record
CCGUUUCGGCUUCUAAUCCUCUCCCUUUCUUCUGUCUUUCUCGAUUGUUUCCGCCGUGGGAUGUUUCGCGUGUAUACGCGGUGGUAAUAUAUUACAAGUUGCUUGAAAAUUUCCCGGGUGCCAAGUAGAAAAGUCACAUCUCCGAUGUGCUGCUGCGAACAGUGCAACGAGGCGAUCGUACGAGAGUGCGCUACAUAUUGCGAAUUGUGUAUUGUGGCAGAAUCGUGUGCGUGCAAUUGCAUUCGCGUCGAUGCGGAUUCGCGGUUAUUACAACAAGCGAGAUUCCAUCAGGCCGUGAAAGCGUCGGAAAAUUGGAGCGCGUGUAAACGAAUCGACGCGUCGUGUAAGAAAAAAAAAAGUAGCAAUUAAAUAAAUAAAGUCGAUUAAAGUUUCUCUCCAAAAGUCUACUUAAAUUAAUCGGAGACUGUCUUUAUUGUCGUUACAGGCGCGUAAUUUGUUUUAUAAAUACUUUUGUUAUCGACAACUGUUGCAUCACUGAAUGUUCAAUAAUCUCGUCGUUUGAUGAGAUGGAUUGCGUCGAUCUGUCGAAUCGCCUCGUUCUUCGAGACGCAAAAUCAAACGCGAUUUUUCCAUCGCGUAACUCGGGCGUUUCGCCCCGCAACUUUCACCGGUGAUUAACGAUUAUCCGCGUGGCCGCGGCGGCGAUUCGCGUACUAAAGAAUAUAACGAAACAUUGCGCCGAUUCGAUCCAGCAAUCCCUGCCGCGGCAAUCUUCGAUUAGGCGAUCCCCGUACGAGUAAGAUUUUCGAGUUUCACUGACUGUUAAUUCGUUGCCUUUAACGUAUGCGAUGACGUAUGAUGAUCAACGAUCGUAUUGACGUAAAAUCGUUCCAUCUUUAAUACUCGGACAUUAUUUUGACACAGAAUUGGCGCGAUCGCCAAGCGGAUCGUUGUGCCAAUUGAGUGAAAAUUUGACUUGUGAAGAUUGAAAGACUGAAAGGUAUACGAAUCGAAAUAUUACAUCGCAAGAUUAAUCGUGCAACAAUGUUGGAGAUCGGAACCGUGUCAAGGCGACAGGCGCUGCGUAAUCAGAGGUGAAUUGUAAAACGUAUCAAACGUAUCGCUGUGACGUACGAUGCACCUGCAAUUAAUCUCAUCUCCCAUUUCACUUAACGUGCCUUCGCCGGCCAAGGAAUUCUGCGCGUAGAAGAAGUUUAAUGACAGCGGUGUGUGCCGCUCACACGGAACGAACACUCGUGAUCACAUAAAAAUUUCCAAGAUCCUGCAAUUCUGUAAUCUACAAGAAAGGAUAAAUACGUUUGCUGGGAAUUCGGUCUUUUUACAGAGUAAUAACGAAUUAGUAAUAAAAAUUAAAUUCUUGCGUGUAUUUGCUUUGAUUGCAUCGAAGCGAAUACAUCGUCAGCUUGAGUGGAGACGUAUCUGCUCGAGGUAUCGAGGCAUGUCGAACGACGACAAAGAAAGUAGAAGGUGGUCAAUCCUUUGAAAUCACAGAGUGUACUCCUAAAGAAACCGAAAUGGAUCGAAGUUUUAAGAACAACGCGGACUUCAAGAUGAAUCAACAGAACUUCAAGCUGAGCGACUUCGGGAUCGACGUGAAAUCCGGCCACGAGUCGAAGAGCGCUGGUCAGUGCAAGGUUCGACCAAGUGCUCAGGUCAGCCAGCGGAACGCGCACGUGCAGCAGCAGGUUGCGAUGAGCUCGGGAAGACUCGCCGCCGCGAGUGGCACGAAUCUGCUGCAGAUCGCGUGCAAUCGUUCACGGGCCGCUCCAAUCCUGUGCAAUACGCUGAUGACGUGCAACAGCAUCCAGCACAGCUCGAAUCAACCUGGACAGAUGCAGAAUGCGCCGGUGACGGAACGAUUUCAAGCGUCCAGUCCCGGCAACCUGUCCGCAACCGGCUCGAUCGUGCAACUCAGCUCGUCGCCCAAUUAUUGGAAACAGUACGGGGGCCAGGAGAGCGGGUAUGGCUCGGAUGAAUUUGGGCAGGACUCACCGAGAUACACGUCGCCAAAGGGUGCCAUUUACGCAGAUUCUUAUUAUAUCGAUGGUAAUACCGCAGGAACCGGUCCUGGAGAUCCGUGGACGGGUAGCGGCGGUGGUGUUCAACCCCCAUACAGUGGAUAUGCACCCCCUCACCUGGCACAGCCAGCCUACCCAAUGCACCUACCCCACGAUCCCAUGGCAUACUCGGCGAUGUCGCCGAACGGUGAAUCUGCAGCGCCGAUCCUGGGCUCGGCGGUGACCAGUGCGGCUUCCCUGCCGCCAAUGUCGACAUUCCGGGGUAGCGCCGCGGUCGCGGCGAACAGCGGCACAGGGGCGCCGUCCCCGGCAUCGUUGCAAUAUAGCCAUAGUCCUGGUGCACCGACGACCGCGCCUUCCGCGCCCAACGCUGCGCCCACGACGAACCAGCAAUCUACCACGGACGACACCCUCGGCAAGACCCUCGCAUCAGUCGUAAGCAACCGAAUUUUUCCCACGGACCAAUCAGUAUCCAGUUAUAGCAGUAAUCCAUCUACGCCCGUCAGUUCGCCGCCACCUUUAACCGGCUCGGCACCAGGCUGGGCACCUGGAGCCGCGCCAGUGUCUCCGCAUUUUACAGCGGAUCCAAAUCGUGGUAUUCACAUGCCGGCGCCUGAACAGCAGAGGCUAGACGAUGCCAUCGGCUUCCUUCGCGACCAUGCCGAGUUGGUACAGGGAACACGGAUGGAGGAACGGCUAGACGAUGCCAUAAACGUUCUGAGGAAUCACGCCGAGAGUCAAGUGGGCCUUCACCUCGGUCCGGUUGGUCCACAUGGCGGGAUAUACUCGCAUACCUCACCACCGCAGCUGGACCAUCUGACGAGUCCACAUCCUGCGGUAACGGUAACGCAACCUCAGGGUUCCUACCCCGGUCUUACGCCCACGCCCGAUACAGAUGGUUCCAUUAAAAUAGAAAGGUUACCUGUGACGAAUGCCAAAUACAUCUCUUUAGAAAAGAGAAAAGAUCCACCCGACAGUAGUGGUGGUGAGACGAAACCAUCGAGCAGCGAACUUGCAGCAGCAGGUGUAAUCGGGGCUGCUACGGUGAAUUCGACGUCGCAGGGAAAAGGGACGAAGAGAUCACGUAGAUAUUGUUCGAGCGCUGACGAAGACUGCGAUGAUCCUGGUACUAAAGCGGUGCGCGAGAAAGAACGUCGCCAGGCCAACAACGUGCGUGAAAGGAUACGUAUCAGGGAUAUCAAUGAGGCUCUAAAAGAACUUGGCAGAAUGUGUAUGACGCAUCUGAAGACGGAUAAACCUCAAACGAAACUCGGUAUUCUCAACAUGGCUGUUGAAGUUAUAAUGACACUCGAACAACAAGUCAGAGAGCGGAACCUUAACCCGAAAGCUGCGUGCUUAAAAAGAAGAGAAGAGGAAAAAGCCGAGGAUGGUCCUAAAUUACCAGGCCAUCUUGCAGCGCACAUAGCACAUCCGCAUUCUCAUCCACAUGCACACUCCCAACCACCUUUCCCCACAUUACCUGGUCCACAACCUUCCCUUCAGCACAAUCCACCGCAACCGCAGUAGCAGCGGCUUAGUAGCGGUAUCAUUCUGUGUUAAGGGGUAGAUACAUCUUAAAAUCGAUAACAAAAUUUACGGAUACGAUUUGCAUAUCUACAUAGAAAUUUUUUCUGCUCUCAUAUAAGUUGUGGGAGUAUGCAAAAAAUUGUGGAUAUUAUUGUGAUGUGCUGUAUUGGAAAAAAGAAAAGAGGGAGAUUAUAAAAAAAACCAUUCUAUUCUCUAUCAUGUGAUUUUUAUAUCUUUAUUAUUGUAUUAAUGUAUUAAUAUGUUAUAUAUUUUAAUAUUAUUAUUAUAAUUAUUACUAUUAUAAUUAUUCGUAUAAAAUCUGAAUCGUGCUUUGAAAUCAUGAUUUAUCUAUUCAUUUUACAAUCUGCAUUUCAAUGUUACUAUAAAAGCGGUAUAUAAGAAUAACCAUAAUUUUUUUGCAACACUUCUACAACAUGCAGUUAAUAAGAAAAGUUGUAUGCUCACACAAGCAUAGUGCAAGUAGUUUUAAGAGGCAUCUACCCCCUCAGGCGGCUUCAAAUUAUUUUUAUAAAUAGCGGAAAGAAAAAAAAAACAAAGGAAUAUGGUUCCUCUCUUUCGAGAUAUAUAAUGUGUAGUACGAUCGAAGUUUUAUUAACGGUCGAACUUCGCUGACUCAUGUUAAAUUGCCCAUUUCUGUGUGUACACUACCGUUUACGUUAUAACGCGCAAUAGGUAGGAAGAGAACUCGAGUUGGCUGAAAACAGAGUCACUGACUAAAGAUAAAAAUAAAGGCAACAUAUUUCCGAUUUAAUUACAGUAAUUAGAUAUAUUUUUCCAUUAUCUAAAUUAUGACGAAAUCGGCAAAUUCCGAUGAUUGAAAAUCUUUUGCAAGAUUUAUUCAUUUUUUCAUUGAAUAUAGCUUGUACCGGUGUAAAUAACAUAGAUUAUGUCGCCUUUAUAUUGAUCAUUAGAUACUGGCAAUACUGUAUAUAGAGACUAUUGUUUAGAAGCGUUUCAGAAUAUGAAUGUUGAAGAUGCUAACGGUUCGUUCACGCUCGCGAAAAACGCCACCCUGCAACUGAUUCGCGGUGUGAUAAGAAACACAUUCCGAUACUUGCAGCUUUUUUCUUGGUACAUGCAAUUUUAUUGGAAACAAAGAAAACGAGUUUUUUUCAUUUCUUAUGUUGAAUUAAAAAAAUUUGCUUUCAAGCUAAAAAAUAUAUAUUACUGAAUUAUAAUUUAAUAUGUAUGGUAUUAUGUAUAUGUGAAAACAUAUAUGUUAUAUUUAUGGAUUUAGAAUAUAUAAAUGGAAAUAUUAUCCAAUUUAAAAGCGAUAAAAAAGCUGCAAUUUUCAAAUAAUAAUGAAUAUUUCUUAUGAUAUCGCGUUAUGUAAAAUAGCCUAACUUUUAACAUUCAAUUAUUAUUAUCUGAAAAAAGAAACAUGGCUACAAAGAUCCUACUUAACAAAGUUAUCAUAUGUAUUUAUUUUAUUAUUUUUUUAGCGUUUUAUGGCUAAAAUUAUUACGUACGCCAUUUAAGUGCCAUUUAGAACUCUUGAUUUUAACAUCAAGCUGGAUAUUAUUAAAACAUUCAGUUAUAGUUUAUGUUAAAUAUAAUUUAUAUCUCUUACAUGCAGAUUACUUUUAAUCAGUAAGCCAUUUUAAUUUUUUUGAAUUGUAUAAAAUAUUUCAAUAGCAAUUGUGGGAAAAAAUAGCGUGAACGAAACUGAAUCCGCAUCCAAAACUGAAAGCGUACUUUAUAAGGAAUAACACUAUAAAAGAUAACAAUCGCGCAUUUCAAUGAAUAAUUUGUUAAUUAUUUUAUUUCGAUAAUCGUUCGGACGAUCUUUAAUCUAAGAAUAAUGGAGGAUUUUUAAUUUAAGAAGCCAUUUUAGAACAUUCUUGAAUUAUAUAUUAAUCAAUUUUACUAAUUAUAUAUCUUUUUUAUUAUCUGUGUUUUGACACAAAAGGAUAUAAAUUAAAAUGGAAUAGAUUGUUUUAUUAAUAUAGCAAAAAAAUUAGAAAAAAAUUGGGCAGUAAAAGUACGCAUAAAAGAAAGCUUUAAGAAAUUCAAAAUUAUCCAAAUUGUAUGCUUUGUUAUCACAGCAAUUUGCUAUGGUGAGUGCAUUGCAAUAUAUCAUCAGCAAGAAUUGGGAUACAUUUAUAUAUUAGACAUGUGUGUUGCAAAAAAUAUUACAAUGUCUACAAUGCGAAAUGCAUCCUUAUCAUGACAUAUAAUAACAUAUGUUCAAAGGAUGCACUUUGCAAUGCAUUACACAAUGUCUUUCAUUAUCGAUGUUGCUGGAAAGAAAAGAUUUUACAGGGUUUUGGUAUAUUGUCGAUUCACUCUGAAUCUUUUCGGGCCUUCAGGGUGUUCCUCUUCCUGCGCUAUCUUUGCCAUUGAUCAUUUGGGCAAAAUUUUUGUACUUAUAUGUACGCGACAAAGUGGAAUAUAGAUGAAACAAACGGAAUAAAUAAGCUUCAUAAGAUGUGCUUAAGAUCGUUAUGAACACAAUGCAACUCGCACAAGUAUGAGAAGAGACAAACCAAUCCCAAUCAUAAUCAUGAUUAAUUAUUAUUAAUUAUUAUUAUUAUUAUUUUAUCAGUUAAUUACCGCUAAUGAGAUCUUUCGCGAAGGAAAAGAAACGAGACAUUUUUGUUUUUGAACAAAAAUAUAGCUCAAACGUAUCUGUACCCAGUUGCCAUGUAUUUUAAUUUAUAUUUAAAUUCUUAAAUAAAUUUUAUUGAAAAAAAUGAAAAACCCAACAAAAACGAUUGAGUGUCCGUGUUUACUUCGCCUCUUUUUUUACUCUAUUUUCUCUUUUCCCCUUUCUAUUGAGUAUUUUCUUGCACAAUGUACAUGCGUAGCUAUAUUUUUCUUCAAAAAUAUAAAAGUGUUUCAGAGUUUGAGAAUGGAAGAUUAUAUAAAUAUUAUAUGAUUCUAUUCAGAUUCUGUGACAAACCUUUUCCUUUACAUCAUUUGAGAGCUAAAUUCAUAUCAAAACAAACAUAUGUCAAACACACAUAUCAUGUAUAUUUAUUGUAGUUAUGUACAAAAUAUUAUCUCUUGAUUAAUCUUUAAAUGUCAUAUUUUUAAAUGACCAUUUAAAUUAAUUUUUAAGUGGACUUUUAUCUAUCGUUUUCGUAUGACCAUGUUUUUCUGAAUUACAUAAUUUAAUCAUUACAAAUUGUUUACAAAAUUAUGUAAUACUUAUAAAAUUAUAUGAUUAUCUUAAGCGAUAAUAUGCUGUGUAAUAUGUAUUCGGAAUUUCAUUCAAGAUUAAGUUUAUAUAAAUUGGUUUCCCUUUGUCUAUGUUUAGGUAUCUAUACAGGAUUCUCAAGUUUAAUAAUGAUUUAAUGUUUGUCGCAUUCACAUGAGAUAUGAUGUGUUGGAAAAUUUUUAUGAAGUACUCUGCAGUUAAACAUACACAAAUGUGAAAAUGUAAAAUAAAAAUCAUUCUAUGAUUGCAAGUCUAAUGCAAUUAUACAGAUGGCUAAGAAAUACUAUUGAUGAUAUUCUAACAUAAUAUUUGAUACAAUAUUGACAUUGUAGAUAUAUUUUUAUUUUCUGAUGUUUUCAAAUCAGUCAACAAUAGCAGACCAGAAAACUAAUAAGAUUGUUCCAAUAUUGAUUUUUAUAAGCUGUAAGCUCGUUUAAAUAUUUUCUAGGAAAUACUUAUCGUAAAAUCAUUUUUGUUCUCGAUCAGGAUCUAUAGAUUAGAAAAUCUGAUCGGCAAGAACUCGCACAACCUCGCUCCAAGUUUAAUUAAUAAUUAUUAAUCAUGCUCCGUUGCUUCGAUGCGACGCUUUAUUAUAAAAUCAUACUUAAAAAAAAAGAGAGAGAAAGAGAGAGAAAAAGAACGAAAAGGAAACGAUAAUUGUACAUUGCGAUAAACUGCAGAAAGAGCCGCUCACAAACACUAAUAAAAUAUACGAUCACACACUUGUAUUCGCGAAGGUAAUCAUGUAAAAUAAUAACGACAAUAAAUAGCUCGUAAGCCAGUCUAAGCUAGACACUUGUCGAUAGUCGUAGAUAGUCAAAGUAAAGCUGAAGAGCAAAGACACCGUUUAUACGGGAGAGGGAUUCGAAGUCAAAAUCAUCGGCCAUAAAGGCUCUUUCACACAGACCUUUGUACAUGAAACGAAAUAAUUAUGCUCUUAAUAAUGGCGUUAUUUUCGAAUAAGUGCGUAUCGAGGAUACCAAGAGGCACCGCAUUUUUUGUUUAAUAUAACGAGUUGGUAAAUUCCGAUAAGGAAUUAACUUAUAUGAUUACUGUUAAGCAUAAAUAACAAUGAGAAAACAUAAGAAAUUAUUUGUUGCUGUCUAAUCGUGUAAGGGUUCAGUUUUAUUGGUACAAUUGCGAAUCGAUAAUUAUCAUAUCAUAUAAGAUGUAACUAUAUUAGAUAUAUAAUAUUGUAUAAUAUGUAAUAAAAAAAGAUUAAUGCGUAAGAGUGAGUUGUAGACAGUUUGUGUGAAUGGGCCUGAAGGAUAUUGAAACCGAUCUCUUCGACCCUACAUGCGAUUUAAAAGAAUGCGACUAUUAAUAUUAAUGAAGUAUGAGAUGAAUAUAUAAAUAUAUAAACUCUCUUCUCUUAAUAAGAGAGAAAAAGAGAAUAAACGAAAGAGUGUGAGAGAGGGAAAGAAAGAAUGCGAGAGAGUGAACAAAUGUAUCGAUUGAGAAAGAAAAAAAAAUAUGUAAUUAUAUCAUUAGUAUAUAUAAUAUUACUAUCACACUAAUAUAAUAAAUGUGCCAUUUUUUCCAUAAUCGCAGUGUCGCCUAUGGAUCCUUGGCGAUCCAUUAAACUUUUUCUUUUUUGUUUUUCUUUUUAAUAUAUCAUUCUGAUAUAUGCUAUUUACCAUCAUUUGCUUUUUUUUCUUUCUCACUCGUUAUUUUAUUUGUAUAUUGUAUUCUCAGUAUUUUAGAUAAUAUUUACAUUAUGUUUUACGUUUUGCUCCUACGAUACGUUUCGGUUUAAGUUCAAUUAUACUUUAUUGUACGCAGAACUUUACGAUUAGCUGCAUUAUGCACAGUAUGUAGAUAUUUUAGACAUUAAUUAACGAGUACAGCACGAUUUGUACUUGCUCAUCGUCUGUAACUGAUGACGAAUACAUUUUACGAAUUAUUGCAGUACACGUAUAAACAUUUGUAGAGUCCCAUAUUUUGGGCUUUAUAUUUCUCGGCUUUAUAUACCUCAUGUUAUACAAGACAAGAUCAACGCGUUACAAUUUUCAUACGCCACAUAUGAUCAUUUCUUUAUGAAGAGGGAAUAAAAACGCAAACGGAAAUAAA